This is a messenger RNA of Arachis ipaensis, 1266 nucleotides long. Lineage: Eukaryota; Viridiplantae; Streptophyta; Magnoliopsida; Fabales; Fabaceae. The record is from RefSeq and is a predicted model, not a curated record.
AUGGUGAAGCAGGGGAGGCUCACCGACAAUGAGCUCUGGGAAGAAGAGGCGGUGGCGGGCGGUGGUGCGGCGAGUGCUUAUGCCGUGUGGCCAACAAGCAUGUGGUUAAGUUGGCAGGUCCACUACAGCUCCUCUAGUUAUGGAUCUUUUGGCGGUUUUAGGCCGGAUGGGUUUGACACUUUUCUCUGGCCCUUGGCGACGAGGUGGUUAGGUUAUCAGCCGACAUCGAGCGAGAAGGGACCUAGAGUCGCGCACUGCAGACUGAGGAUAGAUUUACUUCAUUUUGGCUAUUUCGCUUGGAUGCAGUACAUCAUGCCGAAUGUCAUACAGACACCUCUUGACGUGGAUCUGAAUGAGCCUCCUUCUGGACCUAUCGAUAAGACAUUUGCGUUGGGUGAGACACCUCCGUCGGCACAUGCUACACAUACACUUGCACCUCCCGAUCCAUCAACGUCACCGAAGCGCAUACCAGAUGAGAUGGAGAAUGACGGCGACAAAGACGAGGGCUGUCUACAAAGGCCACAUCUCUUGGGUCUCAUAACUUCUCCACCCUAUUUGAAAACAAGGAUAUGGCUUGGAACGUUUGAGACAGCAGAAGAUGCAGCAAGAGCGUACGAUGAAGCAGCAAGGUUGAUGUGUGGAACGAGAGCCAGAACCAACUUCCCUUACAACCCUGAUUCCUCUCACUCCACGCCAUCCAAGCUUCUCUCUGCUACUUUAACCGCUAAGCUUCACAGGUGUUACAUGGCCUCUCUUCAAAUCACUAGACCUUCUCCCAUCAACAAUGGCGCCUUUUCCACUGCACCAACACCCACCAUCCAACAGAAGAGACCACACAAGGAUGAACAACAACAACAGCAACAGCAACAAGAACAACAAUCUUCAUCUUCAUUGGAAGAUGGCAACUGGGCUUCCAUGAAGAAGGUUAAAGUGGAAAAUCAUGAGUUUAUUAAGCCUCUUGAGGAAGAUCACAAUCACAUUGAGCAAAUGAUUCAGGAGUUGCUUCAUUAUGGCUCCAUUGAGCUCUGUUCUCUUUAAUAUCAUUUGCUAUAUAUGCUUCCUCCUGAGAUCAAUUAUUAUUCUGCUAAUUUUUAACUUAAUUUAGAUUAUGAUGAUUAUCUUUAAUAUCAGGUCCUUAAUAUCUUCUAUAUUCAAAGUGACCUUUUUCUUUCUUUUUGUAGACAAUGCUGUCUAUGUACCACCCUUUUCUAUGUAUAGCCAAUCCAAUCAUAUUCCAAUAUCUUCAAUUAAUUAUUUGUUUCUAUC